UUCUCUUUCACUGUAUUCAUUUCAACUUUCAUCAAUGGAGUCAAAUAUUGCCCCCGACAGGGUUUACGUCCUUCACGUUGAAGCCCAACCCAAACCAAGCCCCCUCCGUAAAAUGGUAGCAGUCGCCUCCAUCGCUGCCGGGAUACAAUUCGGCUGGGCUCUCCAGCUCUCCUUACUCACACCCUACAUCCAGCUCCUCGGAGUCCCUCACAAGUGGGCAGCCAACAUCUGGCUCUGCGGUCCCAUCUCCGGCUUGAUAGUCCAGCCUAUCGUGGGAUACUACAGCGACAGAUGCCGUUCCCGCUUCGGUCGCCGUCGUCCUUUCAUAUUCUUCGGUGCAUUAGCAGUCGCUAUUGCCAUCAUCCUCAUCGGCUUCGCGGCGGAUUUCGGCCGCAAUUUAGGCGACGAUAUAAGUAAGAAAACCCGUCCGCGUGCUGUUGUUAUCUUUGUGAUAGGGUUUUGGAUACUCGAUGUUGCUAAUAACAUGCUUCAAGGACCUUGCCGUGCUUUCCUCGGUGACCUAGCUAACGGUGAUCACCGUCGAAUGAGAACCGGUAAUGCGUUGUUUUCAUUCUUCAUGGCCGUUGGUAACGUUCUAGGUUACGCUGCUGGCUCUUACAGUAAACUCCAUAAUAUUUUCCCUUUCGCCGAAACCAAAGCUUGUGACGUUUUUUGUGCGAAUCUCAAAACCUGUUUCUUCUUCUCUAUUAUCCUCCUCGUCGGAGUUUCUGCAUUUGCUCUUAUCUACGUAAAAGACACUCCAAUAGAAUCAACGCAAACCAAAUCACAAUCAGAGUCCGAAGAUGAUAAAACCGAUUCUUGCUUUGGCGAAUUAGUAGGUGCUUUCAGUGGCCUUGAGAAGAAGAUGUGGAUGUUAAUGUUGGUAACCGCUAUAAACUGGGUUGCAUGGUUCCCUUUCUUCUUGUUCAACACCGAUUGGAUGGGCCGUGAAGUGUACGGUGGCGAGAGCGGUGAAAAAGCUUUCGACACCGGUGUGCGUGCCGGUGCGUUGGGACUCAUGAUUAAUGCGGUUGUGUUGGCUGCAAUGUCUUUGGCGGUUGAACCGUUGAGCCGUUUGGUUGGUGGUGCUAAGAGGUUAUGGGGAAUCGUUAAUAUUAUUCUCGCUCUUGGGAUGGUUAUGACGGUUAUUAUUAGCAAAGCGGCGGAGCAUGAACGCCGUGUCAGUAGCGGAGACACGCCGUCUGCCGGUAUUAAAGCUGCCGCAUUUGUUUUCUACGCCCUCCUUGGAAUCCCUAUGGCGAUUAAUUUUAGUGUCCCGUUUGCUUUAGCAUCUAUUUACUCAACCUCAUCAGGAGCAGGGCAAGGUUUAUCUCUUGGAGUUCUCAAUAUUUCAAUUGUGAUUCCACAGAUGAUAGUGGCACCGUUAAGUGGACCAUGGGAUUCUUUGUUUGGCGGCGGAAACUUGCCAUCAUUUAUUGUCAGUGCAGUUGCGGCGGUCAUCAGUAGUAUUUUGGCAGUUGUCCUUCUACCUACACCAAAACCAGCGGAUGUUGCCAAGGCUUCAAGCGCCACACCCGGUGGUUUUCAUUAA
Messenger RNA from Vicia villosa (hairy vetch), 1552 nucleotides. RefSeq names its product sucrose transport protein SUC8-like. The transcript has 4 exons. Gene Ontology annotation, biological process: sucrose transport. The coding region runs from base 35 to 1552 and encodes 505 amino acids. Gene Ontology annotation, molecular function: sucrose:proton symporter activity. Lineage: Eukaryota; Viridiplantae; Streptophyta; Magnoliopsida; Fabales; Fabaceae. The record is from RefSeq and is a predicted model, not a curated record. Gene Ontology annotation, cellular component: plasma membrane; vacuole.